GUGGUACUAGGUACUGUAUUGUUAUGUAGUAGGUAGCCUGCGAGCCCUAGGCAUAGAAGUAUCUAUCUAUACAUCUUCAUAUGAGGCUACAGUGCAACUACGGGGGUUAUUACGGGAGUCAUUCAUGCUUUUUCGUCUGAUUCUAGAGGAGAGCCAAGUCAAUCGACGGUGCGAAGCCAUGAAUGUUGCCGUAGUUAGGAUGCAGUCGGCCUCUUAUCCGGAUUCCAACUCAGCAUGGAUCUGACAAAGUCGAAGAACAGCGGUAUGUCGGACGUGGAGGAGGAGGAGGAGGAGGAGGAGGAGGAGGAGGAGGAGGAGGAAGUGGUAGCAGAAUAUUGGCCUCGGUCCUCGAGAUUGACACUCGGAACCGUCUUGUCGGUCCUCCAUUUUCCCAUCGCUAGCGGUGGAAAUCUUCAGCGCCUUGAAUUUCUGGCUGAAGUAAUGUCAGCUGCGGAAGAUGAUACAGUCAGAAGGUCGUACUCCUGAUCAGUGCAGAACCAUAUAGUUGAGCUCCUGCCGAAACCAAGCUGGACCUUCACGGCAUACGACUAAUUGAUAAUAUCGCCUGGCUUGACUGGAUAGUAUCUCGAAGGUCGAUAUCCUGAAAGACAUUCUUCAUCGAUAGGAUCCAUCCCGCGGCGGCACUGUGCAUCGCUCGCGCGCAAGCAGCAACACGGACCUUGGCUGAGAAGUGGGUAACCGUAAGGCCGAAGGUAGCGGGAGAGAAUAGACCACCCAUCGUCUUGAGCGUGAAGGUCGAGUGUGUUCAUUAUUCGAGCAAAUGCUGGUCUAGGUAGUCUGACUCUCAGAUUGGGUACAACGUUGUACAGCCGUUUUCCUCGCUUAAUCGACCAAUUACUCCGUGGGCUAUGUAGAAACAGCACUAACAUGAACUCCCUCUGUCUCUCUGGAUUCCAGCUGGAUCUCAUGCGACUUCUUGUUAAUAACGACUCCAAACCUGCAAUGUGCCUUAGUUCGUGUGAUCAAUUGGCAAUUCGCUAUCCGCAUGAUCUAGGGGCGAAGGAACGGAGAGCUGAGACUCGAUUUAAAUGGCAGUCCAUGUGUAUAGCUAUUCAGCCUCGGGGGGAUCAGUUCUUGUUGCCAUGGCUAAUAAUCAGAGUCACAACUGGUUCGAAAUCGUGGUCUUGUUGCAGUUCGAGGGUGCCUGCUCGUGACUGGUAAUGGAACCCAUGUGUGUGAACGAGUUAGUCCUUUGGGAUCCCAUGGUUCGUGCGCAGUGUGGAAGGGGAAAGCAUAUAUGUAUACUAAGACAGAGAGAAGUGGUUGACACAAGGUUGACUCUCAGGUGGGAGUCAAGGGCGCCAAGGGCCAAGAGAUCUGCUUAGCAUACAGGUACCUGAAUACAACAAGGUAAGAGGUACAUGUAGGAGGACUAAGGAGGUAGCAACAUCUCCAUGAAGCCCCAUGAGCCCAACAAAUAACGAUAAUUGUUGACAGAAGUGAAUGA
This is a messenger RNA of Sphaerulina musiva SO2202, 1468 nucleotides long. RefSeq lists its product as uncharacterized. Bases 235 to 486 code for a protein of 83 amino acids. The transcript has a single exon. The record is from RefSeq and is a predicted model, not a curated record. NCBI's taxonomy places the organism in Eukaryota, Fungi, Ascomycota, Dothideomycetes, Mycosphaerellales, Mycosphaerellaceae.